Messenger RNA from Salvelinus fontinalis (brook trout), 3360 nucleotides. RefSeq names its product protein prune homolog 2-like. The transcript has 5 exons. The record is from RefSeq and is a predicted model, not a curated record. NCBI's taxonomy places the organism in Eukaryota, Metazoa, Chordata, Actinopteri, Salmoniformes, Salmonidae. The coding region runs from base 2755 to 3141 and encodes 128 amino acids.
AAUUCAUUAAAAAUCCAACAAUGUGAUUUUCUGGAUUUUUUUUUCUCAUUUUGUCUGUCAUAGUUGAAGUGUACCUAUGAUGAAAAUGAUAGGCCUCUCUCAUCUUUUUAAGUGGGAGAACUUGCACAAUUGGUGGCUUACUAAAUACUUUUUUUGCCCCACUGUAUGUGACCAGGCGAAAAAUGAUUUCCAAGCCAAACCAUGUCAUAACCACUACACACAGCCUACAUCGUUGUUCCCUUGUUAGCUAAAGUAACAUUAGCAUCCUAGUCAACAUAGCUAAUAGAACUGUGUUGGUAAACCCACUACAAUCAUGCAGUAACGUUACAGUGUAUAGUCAGUAAGCAGUUUAACAUUUACACCGGCAGGCCCCAGUGGCAAAAAAAUUAUAAAACCAAAAGCUAACCUUGACUUGGAAGAGUCAGCUAGCUAGCAUAGCAUCCCUCUGUUUGAGCCAGGUCAUUGUGUAGGCUAAACUAUCCAUCUACAUUUGCUAGCUAAGUACGUGAAAAUGAAAGUGAAAAAGAAAGACUCUCCUUAAUUUGUGAAGAAAUUCAUUUUUGAAAACUCUUUCUCUCUCUUUGAGUCAACAACUCACCACAUUUUAUGCACUGCAGUGCUAGCUCGUGUAGCUUAUGCUUUCAGUACUAGAUUCAUUUUCUGAUCCUUUGAUUGGGUGGACAACAUGUCAGUUCAAGCUGCAAGAGAGCUCUGAUAGGUUGGAGUAUGUCCUCCGGAAGUUGUCAUAAUUACUGUGUAAGUCUAUGGCAGCGGGUGAGAACCAAGAGCCUCCAAGGUUUGUAUUGAAGUAUGUACCAAGAGGAGGACAGAAGCUAUCUGUCCUCCGGCUACUCCAUGGUGCUACCCUACAAAGGGUUGUUGGGGCUACUGUAGACCUUCAUUGCAAAACAGUAUAUUUUAAUAAAUUAUUUGGUCACAUGAAUAUAUUUAUUAUAGUUUUAUCUAAAAAGUACAACUUUUUAAAUGUUUUACCAUUUUUAUUUUAAUGAAAUUCACUGAGGAGGAUGGUCCCCCCUUCCUCCUCUAAGGAGCCAACACUGACUGAGAGCUACCAUUAAUAAUAUGCAUUUAAAUCUCUCAUGGCUGAAAGUGGAGGAGAGAUUGACUUCAUCACUACUUGUUUUUGUAAGAAGUGUUGACAUGCUGAAUGCACUGAGGUGUCUAUUUUAAACUACUACGGUAGCACACAGCUCGGACACCCAUGCAUACCCCACAAGACAUGCUACCAGAGGUCUCUUCACAAUCCCCAAGUCAAGAACAGACUAUGGGUGGCGCACAGUACUACACAGAGCCAUGACUACUUGGAACUCUAUUCCACAUCAGGUAACUGGUGCAAGAAGUAGAAUCAGAUUUUAAAAAAUUAUGGAACAGCGGAGACUGUGAAGAGACACACAUACACAUGAUAAAACACACACUCUAUACACACCUACACAUGGAUCUAGUAUUGUAGAUAUGUGAUAGUAGAGUAGUGGCCUGAGGGAACACACUUAAUGUGUUGUGGAAAGUGUUAUGAAAUGUAAUGUCAUGUAAUAUUUUAAAUUGUAUAUAACUGCCUUAAUGUUGCUGGACCCCAGGAAGAGUAGCUACUGCCUUUGCAGCAGCUAUUGGGGAUCCUUAAUAAAUACGAAUACACACACCACUGAUCUACCAUCAUGGCCACCACAGGGUACAUGAAUCUUAGUCAUCUCUUUCAUGCAUAUUAAAUCAUAUUUUGCAUUAUGCAUGGAUUUCUGAGUGCUGCAUUCCAGCGUAGUCAUACUUGUCCUGUACCGCUCUGGAGAUGAGAUGAUCUCAGCUAUCUCUACCUACACUCUGAUUUCACCCCUUCUCACAACUUAGCUUUCUUUCAUGUCACAGGCUGCAGUGGCAGAAGAAGUUUGAAAUUACUUUUUCAAAGUCGGGCCCAUCCCAUUGAAAUACUUGCUAUUCCACAGAUGUAGGUUCAUCAAUUGUGGAAAAACAAACCGAAAUGUAAAUGUUAUUGAUGUAAUACAUUGGAUCUUGUGUGGUCUUUUGAACCUGUUUGUUAGUAUGUUUGUUUGUUCCGGGCGUCAGGACCUGAGGGUCCUAAAGUCCAUGCUGUUCUAGGAGUGGUGGAGCCAGAUGUAGAUUCUGUGGCUUCAACACUGAGUACUUCCUCAGCCAGGUAAUGUGUGGGGACAUGUUCACGUGUUCAUGGUAUUUAUGUGUGUGUUUGUGUGUAUGUAUUACAGCCUUUGAGUACUUGUUUGAGGUUGAGCUUACAGUACCAGUCAAAAGUUUGGACACACCUACUCAUUCAAGGUUUUGUGUUUAUUUUGACCAUUUAUUUUACUAUAUAGUGAAGACAUCAAACUAUGAAAUAACACAUAUGGAAUCAUGUAGUAACCAAAAAAAGUGUUAAACAAACCAAAAUAUAUUUGAUGUCUUCACUAUUAUUCUACAAUGUAGAAAAUAGUAAAAAUAAAGAAAAACCCUGGAAUGAGUGGGUGUGUCCAGAAUUUUGACUGGUACUGUAUAUGUAUCUGCGUGUCUUGUAUUUGUACUUUCUGUGUGUGUGUGUGUGUGUCUCAGAAGGAGAGCUCAGGCUGUGUGAGUGUCCCGGUCCUGUGUGGUCAGCGAUGUGAUGUAGGCUUGCCAGGGAGACAGUGCGGUACCUUGUGAGGGUGUGUGAGUCUGCUCUGUUGUGGAAAGACGACAUCAACCUACUACAGCUCCACCACAGAGGAAAACUCUCCCUCACUCUGAUGAGGGAUGAUGUACUCAACAGCUCUGAAGUCCAGCAUCCUCCGAGUGGUCCAUCACCACGAGCAACGGGCAGGAGGGGAAGGGGUGGUCACCAGGGAGAUUCUUCAAGAGGCAGUGGAGCAGAUCUCCGUGCCGUUGGGGGAGCUGCUAGGAGAGGCCCUGAGGCUGCAGUCAGAGGGGCUGUGGAUCAAAGAUGGUCGUCGCUCAGUGGACCUAGAGGAGCUGCUGAGGGUGUUGCAGGAGAGGAGCGGCUUCUCACCCUAUCAUGACACAACCAGUCCUAACGCUGGCGAGGCCCAGCUUCAAGGUAUGGAUAUAGAGCACAUGUUUCUGAAGGAGCUGAAGGAGUUCUCUGAUGGGGAGCUGACCAUAUCGUUCACCACUAUGAUGUAGAUCUGAAGUGUGUGUGUUUCAGGAGAUGGCUUCCUGAAAUACUCCCCAACCAGCUGAUUGGUCGACCCCAGACUAAUUGGUGAUUGGAGCUGACCCCGCCCCCUCGUCAAGAAGCAGCUGACUAAUCACCAUUGCCACCUGAAGAUAAAAGCCAGUGUUCUGCCCCAAGAGAGAGAGGAGAGAGAGGAGAGAGAGGAGAGAGAGGAGAGAGAGGAGAGA